AUUAAACACAGGAGAUAUUAUGCCCUGAGAAACCCAUUAUAAACUUUAUCUGUGGGAGGCCUGGUCUCUUCCUGAAACCCAGGACAGCCAUCUCAGAGAAGAGGAGAUGGGGAACCGUCACGCCAAAGAGAAAAUCCAUCAGGGUUUUGAUGCAGACCGAGAUGCCAAAACGCUGUACAAAGCCUGCAAAGGAAUGGGAACGGAUGAGGCGGCCAUCAUCGAGGUCUUAUCCAUCAGGACAUCGGAGCAGAGGCAACAGAUAAAGCAGAAGUACAAGAUGAAGUACGGCAAGGACCUAGAGGACGUGCUCAAGAGCGAACUGAGUGGAAACUUCGAGAAGACAGCCUUGGCCCUUCUGGACCGCCCCAGUGAAUAUGCCGCUCGGCAGCUGCAGAAAGCCAUGAAGGGCGUGGGCACCGAUGAGACUGUGCUCAUAGAAAUCCUCUGCACAAGAAGCAAUAAGGAAAUCAUUGCCAUCAAAGAAGCCUACCAAAGGUUGUUUGACAAGAACCUUGAAUCUGAUGUCAAAGGCGAUACAAGCGGAACUCUCAGAAAGAUUCUGGUGUCCUUGCUGCAGGUCCACGCAAGCGGCUUUGGCCCAUUCACUGCUGGCAUGCUGGCAAUUUGGGGGAACACUUGUGAGAAGAAGAGCAUGUGUCCCCCUACUCCUUCUGUAAGCGCCACGCCGGCACGACAGCCCAUUUAUCUACUGAAGCUGAGGGAUGCUGAGGCCCACAGCAACACUGGAGUAAUGGCUGGGUUUCUUUUGUCUUUCCAGCUCAUAGGCAAAGACAUAGAAGAAGCCAUCGAAGAAGAAACAUCAGGAGACUUGAAGAAGGCCUACUUAACUAUAGUGAGAUGUGCCAAGGACCUCGAGGGCUAUUUUGCUGACCUACUGUACAAGGCCAUGAAGGGUAUGGGGACAGAUGAGAAGACAUUAAUUCGCAUCAUCGUGACCAGGGCUGAGGUCGACCUUCAGGGGAUAAAAGCCAAGUUCCAGGAGAAGUAUCAGAAGUCUCUCUCUGACAUGGUUCGCUCCGACACCUCUGGGGACUUCCAGAAAUUGCUGGUGGCUCUUUUGCACUGAGUCAAACCAGAGCAAUAGGAACGCAGGGAGAGGCUACUUUAUCGGGACUCCUGAGCAUAACAAAUCAAGCUUGAAAAUGGGGCUUUUCCAUGAAAACCCUUCAUUUCCUGGAUUGCUUCCUCAGCCAUGCAAGGUACCCCAAGGCCAAACUGUUGAAAUCAAUAAUAGCACAUCCUCCCAACGCUUGAGCGGUUCACCUUGAAUGCCGGCUUAGCAACAACCUAAAUUGCCUCUCGAUCUUACUUUAGCAUUUUAAGUGAAUGCUUUCUAAGCACAUAUGAAAUCAGCGGUUGGUGAAAAAAAAUGAACAUUUAUAAUAAAAUGUUUAGAAAAUUAUAUGCCGUCCAGAUGCACAGGGCCAAAGCAGAGAUUAAAUGGCCAGAGCGGAAUAAAGACAAGAUUAAACAGUU
Messenger RNA from Alexandromys fortis (reed vole), 1497 nucleotides. It is a transcript of the gene Anxa13, whose product is annotated as annexin A13. Gene Ontology annotation, cellular component: cytoplasm. The record is from RefSeq and is a predicted model, not a curated record. The transcript has 10 exons. Bases 107 to 1087 code for a protein of 326 amino acids. NCBI's taxonomy places the organism in Eukaryota, Metazoa, Chordata, Mammalia, Rodentia, Cricetidae. Gene Ontology annotation, molecular function: calcium-dependent phospholipid binding; calcium ion binding.